ACAAACAUACAGACAUGGAUACCAACCAAAGAGCUGCCAUGUUUGUGUUUAUCACUUGCUCUGCAUUUCUCGUCCUCUCUUCUCCGCCCUUAGCCGCCGCCGAAUGCAUAAGAAACCCCGUUAUCUUCAACUUCGGCGACUCCAACUCAGACACCGGCGGUUAUCCCGCCGCGCACGGCAACAUUUUCGGAUACCCCGACGGUCGUACGUUCUUCCACCGAUCUUCCGACCGACUCUGCGAUGGACGUUUGAUUAUCGAUUUCCUAUGUGAAAAUGUGAAGGCAGACUACUUGUCUCCAUAUUUGGAAGCGCUUACCCCAAGUUUCAAAAAUGGAGUUAAUUUUGCAAUAGGUGGCUCACAGACACUUCCUAAAUUUGUUCUUUUCAGUUUGAGCACUCAACUUCUUCAAUUCAACCGUUUUCGCACCCGUUCUCUUGAAUUUCACUCAAAAGGGACGAACGGCAUGCUUGGAGAAGAGGACUUUGAGAAUGCAUUAUAUAUGAUAGACAUAGGGCAAAAUGAUAUUGCGGGUGCCUUUUCCUACCUCUCUAAAGCUCAAGUCAUUGAAAAAAUUCCUUCUUUCAUUUCUGAAAUCAAAGAUGCUGUUUGGGCAAUAUACAAAGUUGGUGGGAGGAAAUUUUGGGUGCACAACACUGGACCAGUGGGUUGUCUACCUCGGACUCUUGCAACAACAAAAGUGAGAGAUCCGAAUACUGAAUUUGAAGAAACUGGCUGUAUCAAGUCUCUGAAUGAAGCUGCACAAGAAUUCAACGUUAAACUUAGUGAUCUUUGUGAAGAAUUGAGACAUGAAAUGAAGGAUGCUACUAUUGUGUAUGUGGAUAUUUACACCAUUAAGUACAACCUCAUCUCCAACUCUGCCAUCUACGGGUUUGAGAAUCCAUUAAUGGCAUGUUGCGGAGGUGGUGGUGCACCAUACAAUGCCAACAUAUCGUGUGGACAGAGUGGGUUUAGCGUAUGCAAGGAUGGGUCGAAAUAUAUAAGCUGGGACGGAGUGCAUUACACGGAGGAUGCAAAUGCAAUGGUGGCUGCCAGUGUUCUAUCUACAAAUUAUUCAACUCCUCCAUUCAACUUUGACUACUUUUGUUCCACUAAUUCCUAAUUGCGCUAUCAGAUCAGAUCAGCUCCCACACCGUACAACUGCACUUCAAGAUUUGUGUUGUUCUGAAAUAAUCGCAAUGGUUAAUUAGUUGGAUGUGUAAUCAAAGUUUGAGAUGUCUCAAUGGGGAAUAUAAUUAUUUGCAUUUAA
This is a messenger RNA of Ipomoea nil (Japanese morning glory), 1268 nucleotides long. RefSeq names its product GDSL esterase/lipase LIP-4-like. Gene Ontology annotation, molecular function: hydrolase activity, acting on ester bonds. Lineage: Eukaryota; Viridiplantae; Streptophyta; Magnoliopsida; Solanales; Convolvulaceae. The transcript has 5 exons. The record is from RefSeq and is a predicted model, not a curated record. The coding region runs from base 15 to 1121 and encodes 368 amino acids.